GUGAACAAACUUUUUCCUCCCUGUAACUUCAGUGAUUGGAGUUCGUCGACACUCGCAAGCGCUAAAGGGACAUUCCUAUUAUUCUCGUUCAAGGAGUAUUUCAGCUGUUAAAGAUGAAAUGAUCGUUUGUUUUCGAAAGUGGAGGCUGGCAGAGAGUUGGGGCUGUGCGUUAUGCUGAAGCCUGCCUGUAUUUCAGCACACCAGGAUGAGCACUACAGAUGGAGCUGGGGCCUCUGAACAGGAAGAAGAGGCUCGAGUUGUGCAGAUCUACCCCAGGCUGUCCCAGGAAUCAGUUACCUACUGUCCCUUGCAGGUCAGUGAAGGGGACACGGCACGGACGGUAAUCCACAAUGCCGUGAUCACUCUGGGCCUGGAUGCCAGCCAGAGGUACAGCCUGCUGGAGGUGAGGGAGAGCGAUGGAGAGGAGAGGUUACUGGAAGCUGGAGACUCCCUUUUGGAGCGAGUUCUGCUGUGGCCACCAGAGACGCAAAGGUGGCACCCUAAGACUAAAGGAUACUACUUCAUCCUGCAGCAGCAAGCUAACAAUGGAGGCAGCCAAGCAGCAGACAGCACAGAGGAAUAUGAUGAUCUCUGUAACCUCCAAACUGUGACUGAGGAGAAUAUUCUGGAGGCUUUACGCCAACGUUUCUACAAGCUCAAAAUCUACACCUAUGCCAACAAAAUCCUCAUCGCCGUAAACCCCAAUAAGUUCCUCCCUGUUUACUACAACCCCAAGUAUGUCAAGAUGUACGAGAACCAACCACUGGGCAAGCUGAGCCCUCAUAUCUUUGCCAUAGCAGAUGUGGCAUUCCGAGCCAUGCUGAACAGGCAGGUUAACCAGUGCAUUGUGAUAUCUGGAGAGAGUGGCUCAGGGAGGACUGAGAGCAGCAGUUAUCUUAUUCAUUGCCUGACUGCCCUCAGUCAGAAGACGUACUCCAGUGGGCUCAAACGGACAAUCCUUGGGGCUGGACCAGUGCUGGAGGCCUUUGGCAACGCUAAGACUGCAGGGAAUAACAACUCAAGUCGCUUUGGGAAGUUCAUCCAGCUCAACUAUCUGGAGAGUGGCGUCCUCAGAGGGGCGGUUGUUGAGAAGUACCUGCUGGAAAAGUGCAGAGUGGUGUCCAGAGAUAAGAAUGAGAGGAACUACCACGUGUUCUACUAUCUGCUCAUGGGAGCAUCCAAAGACGAGCAGGAGGAGUUUCACCUACUACAGCCGCAGGAUUAUCUCUACCUCAAGCAGGAAGACCUCUCUUUGGAUGAUGAGGAGAAACUCAAGCAGGAGUACAAGAGGCUUCAUCAAGCCAUGGAGAUGGUUGGCUUCCUGUCCACCACCAAGAAAUACAUAUUUUCCAUCCUCUCUGCGAUUCUUCACCUGGGCAAUGUGACCUACACGAUAUCAGAGGAUACUGAAGUCCUGGAAGUCGGACCUGAUGAAGUUUUGUCCAUGCUGUCAGACCUUCUUAAAGUUAAAAAGGAGCAUCUGGUGAAGGCUUUGACCAAGAGGAGAGUAGAUUUGGUCAACGCCACUGUAGUUUCACAGUACACACUACAAGAGGCCUACAGUAUGCGGGACUCCAUGGCCAAGUCUCUUUACAGUGCUCUGUUUGACUGGAUCAUCCUUCACAUCAACCAUGCAGUGCUUAACAGACGAGACAUGGAAGAGUCGGUUUCUUGUCUGUCCAUCGGUGUCCUGGAUAUGUUUGGGUUUGAGAACCUCCACGUAAACAGCUUUGAGCAGCUUUGCAUCAACUACACCAAUGAGAAAAUUCAGUACUACACCAACCAGCACAUCUUCAAGCUUGAACAAGAAGGCUAUGUGUCAGAGGGCAUCACCUGGGAAAACAUCAACUGCUCUGACAACAGUGGCUGCAUUCAGCUAAUCAGCGAAAAGUCAAGCGGACUCUUUGACCUGCUGGAUGAGGAGAGCAGCCUCCCUCAGGCCACUGAUGAAACCCUGUUGGACAAGUUGAAGCAGCAGCAUCAGGACAACCCAUUCUUCAUUGAGUCUUCAAAUACAGAGUCGACUUUUGUCAUUCAGCACUUUGCUGGCCCGGUCAAAUAUCACACCAAGGAUUUCAGGGAGAGAAACACAGAGCACAUGCGUCCCGAAGUCAUAACACUUCUGCGGAGCAGUGAGCGGGCAUUCCUGCAUCACUUGGUUGCGUCGAGUCCAGAGGCGCUGUUCAGAUGGGGAGUCCUCAGAGCCAUCAUUCGUAUCCUCUCAGUGUUCAAGAGCAUGGGACGCAAGCGGGCUGAGCUGAUGUUGAGCAGACAGACGUCCAGAAUAUCCCUCAAAGACAUGAAACAGCAGAGCAGUCCGAUGGACAGGCUGUCCAGCAACAGCCUGACUCUGGAUUUCUCCUUUGAUCGCUCUGAUGAGCUGCCUCUUGAUGUUUUUGAGGACAUCUUUGCAAAUUUUGAAAAGAAGAAGAAAAGUCGAAGUGGUCGGCAGAAGCAACUCAUUCCAAAGAACCUCAUGAAUUUCAACUCAAUCCAACAUAUCGUCGGCCUGAUUGCACAUGACCGGACCAGUAAAGUCUUCCACCCUCACAGGACGACAAAACCGCCCACUGUCAGCACUCAGUUCCAGGCUUCCCUCCAAAAACUGAUGACAACGAUCAAAAAAGCAGAGCCAUUCUUUAUUUUCUGUCUCCGCUCCAACACUGAGAAGAAGGAGCUUCACUUUGAUGAUAAGGUUGUGCUGCGGCAAAUCAAGUACACAGGCAUACUGCAGACAGUUAAGAUCCAGAAGUCUGGCUACAGUGCCAAAUACACUUUUAAGGAGUUUGUUGAAAAGUUCAGAGUGUUGUUGCCAAAAGGAGUCACUGCUACACCAGAGCACAUAACAGAACUUCUUGUUAGGAUGGAGCUGGAUAAAAACACCUAUCAGAUAGGAAAAACACAGGUUUUCCUGAAGGAGAAGGAGAAACAGCUGCUACAAGAUGCACUAAACAAAGAAGUGAUGCGUCGGAUCAUCAUCCUGCAGCGCUGGUUCCGAGCCUGUCUGAUGAGGUUACACUUUCUGCAAAAGAGAGAUGCCACCAUGAUCAUACAGAGGAGCUGGCGUGAGUUUUAUGAGAAGCACAACAAAGCUGCCACAGUGAUCCAGACUGCAUGGAGGAGCUCCCUUAAGAAGUCAAAGCACCCACAUGAGAAUGAGGCUGACAAGCAGACGUGUAGAGCACGGCCUGGACGAGACAACGUGGCCAAAAAAGAGUUGAAGAGACAGAGUAAAGUGGAGCUCAGCCCCAGCAGAAUCCAGCAGUCCGACCCGGUCAACGGCCAGUCUGCACAGAGAGACGGGAUCAGGGAGAAACGAGAGGGCAGAGGCUCCCCUCCCCUUCUGAACAGACCCCUUUCCCUCCCGCUGGACCCCAAAGUUGGCAGUGAUGACCCGUCCACCAGCCCGUCUAAGUCCAGCUCGCUGCAGCGCUACACAGACAUGGGGGGCAUCAAGGAGAAAGCCGAAAGGUGGCGGGAAAAACAGAGCGAUGAGUCAAGUCCAGAAAUACAUCGACGAGACAACACCAAAGAAGGAUUUCAGGGCAUAAAGUCCAGGUCUGUUGAUGAACUUUCAAAGAUCAGCUCGUCAGGCUCUGACAGCUCCCCCUCCAAUAGUGAGAGGACAGCAGCAGAGCCCGAUGGGUCAAGGUUCAGUCUUCCACUCAGAAGCGGCAAUGAUGACUCGGGGCAACAGGAAUCGAACCAGUCACCACUCACAACGCCUGAGAGGAUUUGGUUUCUUGGCAGAUUCCUAAAGAAGCGUGGGCCCAAGUUUUCCCCCAGCAGUGAACCUCCAUCAGACAAAAACCCAAUCACAUUGGCCAGCUACACUCCUCAUCCCUACCACAUGCCCAAACAGGACAAUGACAGGGUGAGCCGAAACCCAACCAUUCGAAUAAGCAGGGCCACACGGGUGAUGCAGUGGAACGUGUCUCUGGACCGCGAGAUCACCACCACCAAAGAGCUUCGAAACCUGGAUGAAUUUCUGGGAAAUCAGGUGAAUGAGCUGAGAUCAAGAAUCAAAGAGUUGUCACCGACAGAGAGCAUCUUCCUCACAGCCACCAUGCAGUUCAGAGAGACCAUCAAAGGCAUGUACUCUGUCCAGAAGCCCAAAAUUGGCUACAAAGAUCUGAUGAAGGGCUACCACAACAAAGUGAACACACUGGCAGGGUCCAAGCAGAAGUCUGAAGUGUCGCUGGUAGUCAACUUGUUUCAGUCUGUGCUCGACGGUUUCAUCAGGGGCCAGCUCAAACGAGCCGAGUCUGAGCCAACUAAGACAACAAAGACUGGGAAAAAAAGAAGGAAAAAGGACAAAUGUCCCAACAGUCCUUUGGAUCACCUGUUCAGCACUUACCAAGUCAACAUUAUGCAGUCAUGUGACCUGUGUGGUUCCUACAUCUGGGGGAUGGAGAAAGCCUACAUGUGUAGUGCUUGCAAGUUAAUAUGUCACAAGAAAUGUCUGAGCAAAAUUAUCACAGACUGCUCAACACGAUGUGCCAGACAGGAUGACAGCAUACCAGGCUCGCUUCACUUCGGGGUGCAGGUGUGCGUCCUCACUAGUAAAGCCAACCCUGUCCCCAAGGUGGUGGAGCUGCUGCUGAUGCAUGUGGAGCUGAAUGGCCUCUAUACGGAGGGCAUUUACCGUAAAUCAGGCUCAGCUUGCCGAGCCAGGGAGCUCCACCAGAUUCUGCAGACAAGUCCUGAUACGGCAAGUUUAGAAAACUACCCAAUCCACACCAUCACAGGUUUGGUUAAACGUUGGCUAAGAGAGCUGCCAGACCCCCUCAUGACCUUCUCCCUCUACAACGACUUUCUACAUGCAGUGGAGUUUCCUGAGAAAUCUGAGAGGAUAAGAGCCGUUUAUCAAAAGGUUGAUGAACUUCCUCCUGCUAAUUAUAACACGUUAGAGCGACUCAUCUUUCACCUUGUCAGGGUUGCAAAGGAGGAAGAGCACAACAAGAUGUCUCCCAGCUCUCUUGCUAUUGUGUUCGCUCCCUGCAUCCUUCGUUCACCUCUCACUGACGACCCUUUCCUCGGUAUGAAGGAUGUAGCCAAGACAACAACCUGUGUAGAGAUCUUGAUCUCUGAGCAAUUCAGACGCUACAACGAGAAGAUGCAGAAUAUCCAGGAGUUGGAAUACGCAGAGGCUCUGGCUGUCAACCAGCUCAGACUGAGGAGACAGAACACGAUUGUUGAGAAGCCAUCACAGCUGGAUAAUCCGGACCCAAUACCUCCAGACGAAACAGAGAGGACCCUUAUUGAUAGGAUCCGGUCCAUUAAGCAGGAAAAGGUGGACUUAGCAUGCAGGUUACCUGAUCUAGAACAGGACAACUCUGACAAUGACAACCUGGACUCUUCAUCGUCAAUAAGCACAGAGAGUCUGGAUCACCUGGACAGUCUGGACUCGGAAGGAAAAGCAGCCAUGAGAUUGAAAACCCAGAAACCGGACUGCCCACCCAAACCUCCUGACCUGGCAAGGAGAGUCAGGACUCUUAUGGCUCAGUCAGAUGAUGAACACCGAGAGUUCACACCAGGACAAAAAACAGAUGACAGCCAACCCAUGUGUUUCCUGCCUAGCAAUGACAGCCCCUCCCCACCAGACAAGCCACUCAACACCAGAAAGACCAUUAGCGGGAGCUUUGAUAAUCUGGAUAUCCCUUACAUUGAUGAGGACGAAGAUUUAACAUGAGCGUCAGACAAGUUCUAAUUAUUGAAUAUUCUCAAGCAUGUGUUAAAAGACUCUUUAUGUCAAAAAAGAGAAACUGUGCACUUUGUUUUAUGGACUUUCCCAUGUGUCAAUGCUGCUAUGGAAACAAAGUGCUUGAGAAUGUAUUUGUAUUUAAUGGGAGAUCGUACAGACUGUCCCUUCUGGGUGUUCACAGCAGAUCUGGACCCGAGAGCAAGGACAACUCAGCAUCUUUUAUCAAGCCAUGAUACUAUGUGUGAUUUUAAUCAAUCUUAGAACAUGUUUUAUUAUGGGGAGGUGUUUUCAACCAAUGUAGACAAAAACAGGACUACAUGAUGAGGGGCAAUCGAGGACAGAAGCACCUCUUCGACUAGAGGACUUUAUUCUAAGCUGAACCAAUGUGGUAUUCAUGGGAGAGUUUGGUGUUUUGCAGGAGUAAAAAACAAAACAUUACCAAGUGUACCAUAAAAUGAUAAUCAUGGCGAUCCUCCAUUGUACAGAACAACUUUAAUGUUGUGCUCUUAUUGAGUGCAUUUUAUGUCUUUAAAAUGUUUCUCUGCUUUUGAUUCCUGUGGCACAAAUCACUGCUGUGACUGACUGUUAAUUCAGAUCACCUGUAAACACAAUGCUCAUAAUGCUGCCUUUAAGACUGACUGAAAAAAAUCUCCUGUCACUUUUUUAUGGUACUGAAAGGCAGUACACUUUCACCAAGUAAACAUUUAGUUUUUCUGUGCAUGUCUGUACAUUUAUAAGGGCUAAGAAUAAUGCUUAUUUUGGUGAAUAUUCUCAAAGUUUGGUUGCCCCAAACUGAAAUAAACUGACCAUUUUCAAAUGUCUCUUACUGUAAUACAAAUAACAUUUUAUAUGAAAAUUUACGAUAAAAUAAGGUGCAUUUGACAGCAGCAAGUCUCUUAAUAGUAUAUUCUGGUCAAAGUUUUGCUUAAAAAUUAGUUAAAAUGCACAAAAGAUGGAAGUGUGAUUAUCAGACAUCUUAAAAAGAUAUUCUAAAGCCCCAUCACAUCAAAAGGAGCCAGCUGAUGUGGUUCAGGCAUUUGACUGGGGUUUUUCCUUGUUGCUCCCUGAGGAGGUCUUCCUGGGAGGAGACCCCAGGGUACACCCAGGACAUGCUUGAGGGAUUGUAUAUCCAAUCUGGCCUUGGAACGCCUUGAAUCUCCCAAGAGGAGCUGGAAAACAUUGCUGGGAAGGGAGAUUAAUGGGGUUGACUUGAGAAACUGCUGCCAUUGUGACUCAGUGGAAGAAGAUGGAUGUCUGGAGAUCAUUUUAAAUGAUUUUAAAGGUUUACUUUUUUAGCUUUUUGCCUUUAUUUUGAAAGGACUGGACAAUGGACUGUGUAGGAAACCAGGGAAUGAUAUGCUGGAAAGGAGCCACAUGUCUGAUUUGAGCCUGUGGGGGUUGUUUAGAAGUCCAGCUUCUGUGCAUGGAGCAUGAUUUAAGCCCAUAUGUGCCCCCAUGUACAAUGAGAUUAAAUACACUUGUUGCAUGAUAUGUUAGGCCCUCCUCACACACAAUGACCUUUGAGUCAAUUUCAGAUAUCACUAAACUGUAAACAUGAGGAAAACAUGUCAAAAUCAGCCAGAGCUGCUACCACAACAGCAUGCCAGAAGGCCUAAUGCAUUGGAACAUGGCAAACAAAAAUAUUUCUGUUAUUUUUUUUUUAAUUUCUGAUAUAUUUUUCAAACUCUUCAAUAAAUUAGUGUCUAUAAUUAACUGUAGUUUAAUUGUAAAACUUUCUUUAGUGAACAUCAAAUACUCUGUGCAUCACACUAAAUCUUAAAUUGGCUUUUAUUCUGUUAGCUCAUGGAAUUUUGGGAUGCACGAUCAUAUCAGCAAGAUAUUGAUAUCGGCAGAUAUUAGCUUGUAAAAUCUGAAUAUCGGCAUCAGCAGUUAUGAAAAUUUCUGUUGAUAUUUACAACCGAUAUAUUGGCCAUACAUGUCUGCAGUAUUGUAGCCUUAAAUAUAAGAACACAGAUGUACCAUCAGAUAUAGGUGAUAGUACACACUCAAGGAGGCCCAUAGUGGGCUGUGAACAUUUUGAAUGAAGCCACAGAUGUCACAGCAACCAGACUGGCUCCUCUCUUAUCUCCUUUUGGCUCGUCUCUUUGCUCCUUACAAUAAAAAAGCAUGUAUUUAUCAGUAUCAAUAUCAGCUCAAAUCAGCUCAGAAAUACUGGUUAACAAUUAUUGACAAAAAUCCAAUAUUGUGCAAUUCUAAUAAAAUCACACAUUUUUUUUAAAUUUUGGUUUAAAAAUGUUUAUUUUAAACUACUAACACUAGUGUGAGCUAUAUGUUUGCUCCUCUCAUUUAAGUGUCCAACAAUAUGUAACAGUUUAAGCAUCUGGCAGCGAGAAUAAAAUUGUUGUAGCCUUGAGUGUAACCAAAAUUGCCCAUACCUUAUGUAAUAUCAACGAGGGCUAUAUUUUUGAUUUUUUUUACUAUUUUCUGUAAAAUUACUUCCGAUUGAAAUAUUUUGAUUUAUAUUCUAAUUAAGGAAAACUUUAAGUUGCAAAUUUAAAGUAUUUAAAGUGAGCCCAACAUAUGGAGAUAUAUUGACUUUAUUGGAGUAACAUCUGUGUCUUAAAAUGUGUAUAUUGUAUAAAGAAAUUAAACUUUUAUCCAAUGAUCACA
Molecule: messenger RNA, 8335 nt
Organism: Cheilinus undulatus (humphead wrasse)
Lineage: Eukaryota; Metazoa; Chordata; Actinopteri; Labriformes; Labridae
Product: unconventional myosin-IXb-like
Exons: 40
Coding region: 206-5692 (1828 amino acids)
Biological process (GO): intracellular signal transduction
Cellular component (GO): myosin complex
Molecular function (GO): ATP binding; protein binding; microfilament motor activity
Source: RefSeq, a predicted model, not a curated record